Anopheles cruzii is the source of this 678-nucleotide messenger RNA. Its product is annotated as myosin heavy chain, non-muscle-like. Bases 1 to 678 code for a protein of 225 amino acids. The record is from RefSeq and is a predicted model, not a curated record. The transcript has a single exon. Gene Ontology annotation, cellular component: myosin complex. Lineage: Eukaryota; Metazoa; Arthropoda; Insecta; Diptera; Culicidae.
AUGGAACAAUUCCUGUACAGAAUACAGGAUUUGUACGCUCGUUUAGAAAAUUCGGGUGUAAAGCUGUCAAAAUACAUGCAAGUUGCCAUGAUUUUGCGAAGCUUACCGAAAUCAUUUGAUGGGCUCACAACUGCAUUGGAGUCACGCUCGGAUGAAGAACUCACGAUAGAGCUCGUCAAAUCGAAGCUCAUCGAUGAGAGUGAGAAGCUGCGCGAUCGAGGGAAGCUUCCAGCGUCGAUGGCGCUGGCACCGAUGAAGGAACACUCGGAAGAGAAACAGCGCGAGCUGGUGAAGGCUCUGCGCGAUCUGAAAGCCGAGCUGAAAGAGGAGCGCAAACAGCGGGCGGCGGCCGUGGCCGCCAAGAAGAGGCUCGAGGGUGACCUACUGGACACGGAGGCAAUACUCGAGAUGAACAUUAAGGUGAUGGAGGACGCCAUGCGGAUGCGCGUGGAGCUGCAGGGCAAGAUCACGAAGCUGCAGCAGGAAAAGCAAAACCUCAAGCAGCAGUUGAACCAAGAUGAGGAUGAGGCGGGACGUGCGCUCAAGACGGAGCUGAUGAGUGACUCAAACCUACCUUUGGAGGAGCACCAGUUGCGUUUCGCUCCGGAGGCUGCCAACCCGGAAGAAAAGGAGAUCGCCGCUACGGUCAAUAAGGGGAAGGCUGAGCAACUCGUGUAA